Messenger RNA from Actinia tenebrosa (Australian red waratah sea anemone), 4131 nucleotides. RefSeq lists its product as uncharacterized. Gene Ontology annotation, biological process: DNA integration. NCBI's taxonomy places the organism in Eukaryota, Metazoa, Cnidaria, Anthozoa, Actiniaria, Actiniidae. The record is from RefSeq and is a predicted model, not a curated record. Gene Ontology annotation, molecular function: nucleic acid binding.
AUGGCAAGCGGAAUUCAAGAAGAUAUUCCUGUACAAAUGCACGUCGUACGCCAACAAGCAAGAAAUUCCAUCGGUCAAAAUCCACAGAAUCCAAGAUGGCGUCCRAAAACACAGGAACCCCAAGCCCAGCAAGGCGUGAAACCACAGGGAUCCCADGAAAACUACAGACGCGCACCACAAGAAUACCAAAGCACGAAAUGCUACAAUUGUGGAGGARCCCAUAACGGAUMAGAAAGAUGCCCGGCAAAAGGACAGUUUUGCCAUUACUGUAACAAACUGAACCAMUUCGCACAGGUCUGCAGACAGAAAAAACAAGUAAGCCAAAUUGAAAGCCACGAUGAAGACCAGGACCAGUUCGACUCCCUGACAUUCCUGUCCAUUAAAUUAGACAUAAAUCACAUUACUGAGGACGCAUUAUCCAAGCAGUCGAUAUUUGUGACAGUCGACRUGGAACUACCCCAGCAAAAGCAGCUUCAGACGAAACUCAGAGCCAAAGUUGACACAGGGGCUCAAGGGAACAWCUUGCCAAUCAGACUAUAUCGUCAAAUGUUUCCUGAGAACAUCGAUAACCACACCCAAUUGCCUAAAGGAGGAGUCCUCGGAAAAUCAAAAACAAUCUUAACAGCAUACGRUGGAACAAGAAUUCAUCACUAUGGUACUGUGAAAAUUCCAUGUAAAUUCAAGAACAAAGAAACAAGAGCAACCUUCUACGUUACAGAUGCCCCUGGAAAUGCAAUAAUCGGCCUACCAACAUGCCAGAAGCUCAACCUCAUCAAAUUCAACUACGGAAUCAGCAAACAAGUUCAAGACCACGUCACAGACAAAAAGCCCAUCACAGACAAGAAAGACCUGGUCCAGCAAUUUCCAGAGUGCUUCGAUGGAAUCGGAAAAUUCGAAGGAGAAUAUAAGAUCAUACUAGACCCCACUAUACCACCAGUAGUCCAUCCACCAAGAAAGGUACCACUAAGUAUGAMAGRUGACAUCAAAGCAGAGCUAGAAGAAAUGGAAAAGAACAAAAUCAUCACCAAAAUCAAGGAAGGAGAACCAACAGUAUGGGUGAAUAGUUUGGUCUACCGGCGUAAAAGCAACGGUCGACUACGAAURUGCCUAGAUCCAAAAGACUUGAACAGAGCUAUCUUACGAGAACACCAUGUUACCCCAACAUUGGAGGAGUUACUACCCAAGCUGAGCGGAGCAAAGACAUUCUCCAUCGUUGAUGCCAAAUGUGGAUAUUGGAACAUUGUCUUAGAUAAGGCGUCCAGCUAUCUAACUACCUUUAAUUCUCCCUUCGGGCGAUACARGUUCAAUAGAAUGCCCUUUGGUUUGAAGAUGUCACAGGAUGUGUUUCAGACGAAAAUCGAUCAGACCUUUGAAGGAUGUCCAGGUGUGGUAGGAAUUGCAGAUGAUAUCGUCGUCUUCGGAAAAACAGAAGACGACCACGACAACAACAUGUAYGGAAUGAUCCAGCRAUGCAGAGAAACAGGACUCAAACUAAACCCCGACAAAUGCGUGAUCAAGCAGAAGGAAAUCAAAUUCUACRGCAUCAUUUGUGGCCRARAAGGAGUCCGCCCAGAYCCAGAUAAAGUCUCAGCAAUUAAGCAGAUGAAACCACCAUGCAACAGACAAGAGUUACAAACCUUCUUAGGUCUUGCUAACUACAUGGGCCCAUUCAUCCCAAACCUGAGCAGCCACACAGCGCCUCUGCGAGAACUCCUCAAAGAAAAGAACGAAUUCAAGUGGAGCUCUUCACASCAAGCGUCUUUCGAUAACGUAAAAGAUAGCAUCAGUGACGAGACAACCCUGACCUACUUCAACACUGCAAAAGAAACAACCUUACAGGUCGAUGCGUCACUAAAAGGCAUCGGGGCUGUUCUCCUCCAAGACAACAAACCUGUUGCUUUUGCCAGCAAAGCUCUUACGGACACASAAUCCAGAUAUGCAAAUAUCGAACGAGAACUGUUAGCAGUUGUUUAUGGCUGUGAACGAUUUCACACAUACAUCUAUGGUCGCAGCAUAACCGUCCAGACAGAUCAUAAGCCAUUGGAGAGUAUCCACCUAAAACACCUAAUGGCYGCUCCUCCAAGAAUGCUACUCAGMCUGCAGCCCUACAACAUAACCAUACGAUACAAACCGGGCAGAGAGAUGGAGCUUGCUGACGCAUUUUCCAGACUAUCUCCAGAAGAGAAAGGACCAAUCCCCGAUCUUAAUGUAGAAAUUCACCAGAUCAUCCCRCAGUUCAGCGAGUMCUUCAUAGAGAGAAUUGCGAAGAACACCACCUCUGAUGCUGAACUGAUUGCACUCAAGGAACAGGUUUAUGUCSGAUGGCCCCAAAAGAAAGAACAAGUGCCACAGAUAAUAAGGGACUAUUGGUCAUAUAGAGRUGAAAUAGCCAUCGAAGAAGGAGUCCUGCUGAAAAGUCACCGCAUCAUUAUACCGAAAGAAAUGCAAGCCGACAUCCUSAGGAAACUCCAUGAGCCCCAUCAAGGCACAGAAAAGACUAGACUCCRCUCAAGAGCCUCCGUCUACUGGAGGGGUAUGAACAAGGACAUUGAGGAGGUAACAAAGUCAUGUGUCACAUGCCAGGAGUUACAGGACAGCCAACGGAAGGAACCAUUAAACCCAGCCGAAACUCCACCUAGAGCGUGGCAUACAGUUGGAACAGUAUUAUUCCAACUUGACGGGUCAGACUACCUCCUGAUAGCUGACUACUACUCAAAAUCUUCAGCGAGCAAGGUAUUCCCCCGAGUCGUGAGAUCUGACAAUGGGCCCCAGUACGAUGGUCAAUCCUUCAGAGAUUUUGCAGAGGAAUACGGAUUUCRACAUAUCACAAGUUCCCCUAAUUUUCCGCAAAGCAACGGAUUCAUAGAGUCACAAGUGAAGAUCGUAAAGGCCACCCUCAAGAAAGCACAACAGGCCAAGACUGACCCGUACAUGGCACUGCUUUGUCUGAGAACCACACCCAUAGACAACAAAUUGCCGACACCGGCUGAACUUCUCCUUGGACGACCCAUACAAGACAACCUUCCAAGAAAGAUCCAAAGAGAUAACACGAGUGACGAAAUAAUCGAAAGGCUUCAACAUAGACAGCAACAACAGAAACAUUAUUAUGACAGAGGGUCCAGACCGCUUCCAGAGCUCCAUGCCGGUCAACACGUCAACAUUCAGGAACCUACCACCCUCAAGUGGACACCUGCUGUAGUGAAAGAAAACAUUCCGAGUCUUCCUCGAUCAUACACGGUAACAACGUCUGAAGGAAGAGACCCGAGACGCAAUCGCCACCACAUAAGAGAAGCACCUCUUCCGUCCAAGCUCAAGGAUAACCAUUCCCAGCAGGAUUCACCAAACGAGAACGUCACAACUCCUCAAGAGGGUCACAACAUCACAAGGAGUGGGCGAACUUUACUUCAUAACUUCUUGAAAAUAACGUCAAGUGAAUCGCAAACUUCGUCUUCAUCUUCCGGGGAAGACAUAGAGUCAGCAAGUUCUGAAACUAACGAGAUAGAGAAUGUUUUUACGCCUUAUAUUGACGACCCGCUUGCAGACGACRAAUGGAGCGAUGGCGAAGAAAAUGAAGAUGCAGAUGGCUUAACUCCUGCCGUGUUAGAAAGGAGAUACAAUGGAACGGACCUUGGAGAAAAUUUACUUCUCAGAGCAACUGCUUAUAGAAGGCUUAUUCGAUGGAUAUGUGGAUAUUUAGGAUGGCAAAACUCCAGGCCUCUUUCGGCAUAUGAAAAGAUGACAUCUGAUAAAAUUAUCUGUUACAGUACCUUCAGGAGAACCACGGGUAAAACAAGCCAGGCUUCAAUGUUUGGGUUAAGAAAACUGUMCAGAGAUGAAAUAGGAAAGACCAUGAACAAGAAAUGGAGAGAGCAUCAGUCUGGACUUUUGAUAGGUGAUGCUGCAAAGCUAAAAAGUGCUGCUUCUCAUCAAAAGUCCUCAACUAUUAAGAGGAAUGUGGACAGAAUUMCUGCGGAUAUUGAGGAACUUGGAAAGAUGGACAGAGAGUUCGUGGAUGUUAAUGAUGUAAAUACAAGGAAACAUUUGGAKGCAAAAAGAAAAUUCUUAAUGUCAGACCUCAAGAAAGCCAAUGAAGCUGCCAGAAAGAACAUCAAAAAAGCUAAAAAUAGUUAG